Pongo pygmaeus (Bornean orangutan) is the source of this 787-nucleotide messenger RNA. RefSeq names its product twist family bHLH transcription factor 1 (gene TWIST1). Lineage: Eukaryota; Metazoa; Chordata; Mammalia; Primates; Hominidae. Bases 134 to 745 code for a protein of 203 amino acids. Gene Ontology annotation, molecular function: DNA-binding transcription factor activity, RNA polymerase II-specific; RNA polymerase II transcription regulatory region sequence-specific DNA binding; protein dimerization activity. The transcript has a single exon. The record is from RefSeq and is a predicted model, not a curated record. Gene Ontology annotation, biological process: regulation of transcription by RNA polymerase II; developmental process.
UCCGCGGGCCGCACCGCCCGGGCCGGCGCCGCGCGCGGGGGAAGCUGGCGGGCUGAGGCGCCCCGCUCUUCUCCUCUUCCCCGGGCUGCCCCUCUGCCCCGGGCCCGCGAGGCCACGCGUCCCCACUCGAGAGAUGAUGCAGGACGUGUCCAGCUCUCCAGUCUCGCCGGCCGACGACAGCCUGAGCAACAGCGAGGAAGAGCCAGACCGGCAGCAGCCGCCGAGCGGCAAGCGCGGGGGACGCAAGCGGCGCAGCAGCCGGCGCAGCGCGGGCGGCGGCGCGGGGCCCGGCGGAGCCGCGAGCGGGGGCGUCGGAGGCGGCGACGAGCCGGGCAGCCCGGCCCAGGGCAAGCGCGGCAAGAAGUCUGCGGGCUGUGGCGGCGGCGGUGGCGGCGGCGCGGGCGGCGGCGGCAGCAGCAGCGGCGGCGGGAGCCCGCAGUCUUACGAGGAGCUGCAGACGCAGCGGGUCAUGGCCAACGUGCGGGAGCGCCAGCGCACCCAGUCGCUGAACGAGGCGUUCGCCGCGCUGCGGAAGAUCAUCCCCACGCUGCCCUCGGACAAGCUGAGCAAGAUUCAGACCCUCAAGCUGGCGGCCAGGUACAUCGACUUUCUCUACCAGGUUCUCCAGAGCGACGAGCUGGACUCCAAGAUGGCAAGCUGCAGCUAUGUGGCUCACGAGCGGCUCAGCUACGCCUUCUCGGUCUGGAGGAUGGAGGGGGCCUGGUCCAUGUCCGCGUCCCACUAGCAGGCGGAGCCCCCCACCCCCUCAGCAGGGCCGGAGACCUAG